AUGUCGUAUAUGUUGCCUGCGCAUGAUAAUGAUGAAGAUAAUGAAGAAGACGAUGAUGAGGAUGAGAGAGAGGAGGGAGACGAGGAAGACGAAGAAGAAACCAUCGAUUCUGAAAGCCCGGAUUUGUGGGUUUUGGACGAUGGGAUGUUUGGCGGACUCCUGUCCAAAUGCUUCCAAACGCCGGGAGAGGGCAUUGCCUUUGCUUACUACUUUAAGUACUUGUCUGGUCUGAUUCCUGCAUACGACGGGAUCCAGAAUCCGUACCGUAAACUCUCAACUGUUGCCCUCGAAUACCCUGUACUACUUAAUACCAUCAUUUCACUUGCCACGGAAUAUAUGCACUGGCACGGGCAUAUUCCUGCAGAACUCGCCCUUACACGGCACGACCGUGCAUUGGCAUCUAUUCGCGAAGCCCUCAACGUCUCGUUCACAGGAACCGCUUCCAGCGCGCCUGUCGUGCCCGGCAAUGACCGCCUAACCUACAAACAGGCCACCUUGGCCGCGGUUCUUCUUCAGAUAACGCGUGUCAUCUUCAGCGGCGGGAACGAGGUCGACAUGCACCUCAAGUGUGCCCUGUACAUACUACAAGAGCUUGACUACAUCCAUCGACCGACCACGAGCUUCAUUGCCCGACUCCUCAUGCAGCGAUUCGCCAUCGUUGACGUCGUAACUUCGAUUCUCCGCCGCCGUCGCCCUCAUCUUCCUCCGACAUCUUGGAUUUUCAAGCCACAAGAAACACUCGACUCGACGGAGCCUUCGUUCAGAGAGAUGACAGGUUGUCCGCAGCCGAUCUUCGGAUAUUUGGCACGGGCCUGCAACCUGGCCGUCGAUGUAGCUGAGGAUGUCAACAACAUGGAAGUCCUCGAGCAAGCAUUCAGACUCGAGAGGGACCUCCAUGCCUACGCGCUUGCGCAGGACGCAACUCCCACCACGGUCGAGGGCAAGCGGGGCAGUGGCAGUACGGCUGACGCAAGCCUGACCACGCUCAACGAGUGUUACCGUUGGUGUGUUCAUCUCUUGAUCCAACGCCGCGUUUACCUAGAACCGACCUUCUCGCGUCGCGUCCAGCAGACUGCCCGCACCCUCUUCCGGCUGAUGGCCUCCAUACCUGUGGGAUCCGGCCCAGACUCAUCACUACCCCUCCUCCUCAAUCUCGUGGCUCGUGAAGCCGUCAGGGAGGAGGAUCGUGCGUGGGUCAGAGAAAGGAAUCAGCAGAUGGAAGGCGUUUAUCCCGACAGUACACGCGAUGGCUUCAUAGCAAUGUGUGAAAAGAUGUGGCGCAGGGUUGACGAGUGCAUGGAGGUUGGCGGCGUCAUGUUGAAGCGGACAGAGGAGGCUCUGGAACUGUUGGAACAGGAAGCAGCGCUUUUCAUGUUUUAA
Capronia epimyces CBS 606.96 is the source of this 1380-nucleotide messenger RNA. RefSeq lists its product as uncharacterized. NCBI's taxonomy places the organism in Eukaryota, Fungi, Ascomycota, Eurotiomycetes, Chaetothyriales, Herpotrichiellaceae. Gene Ontology annotation, biological process: positive regulation of transcription by RNA polymerase II. Bases 1 to 1380 code for a protein of 459 amino acids. The record is from RefSeq and is a predicted model, not a curated record. The transcript has 2 exons. Gene Ontology annotation, molecular function: DNA-binding transcription factor activity; transcription cis-regulatory region binding. Gene Ontology annotation, cellular component: nucleus.